Messenger RNA from Lichtheimia ornata, 996 nucleotides. RefSeq lists its product as uncharacterized. The coding region runs from base 1 to 996 and encodes 331 amino acids. The record is from RefSeq and is a predicted model, not a curated record. Lineage: Eukaryota; Fungi; Mucoromycota; Mucoromycetes; Mucorales; Lichtheimiaceae. The transcript has 3 exons.
AUGGAUUCCUCAGGUCUCUUAUCAUCUCUUUUACCAGUGUCUUCGUUGAAUAAUAAGCCAUCGAAUGAUCAUAAUGACCCAUCCCCAUCACAACCACCUCCACCUCCACCACCUCCUGUGUCAUCCUCGCCACCAUCACCUAGCCAUAGCCAAGAACCAAUUGAUAGCCAAGCAAAUACAAGCACCACUCAAGCAUCAGAACACCCAUCCCCACAGCCAACGCAUUCCCCUACUAAUGAUAACAAGGAGGACAACAAUAAACCAGGGACGACGUUAGCACCGGAACCAACGCCUGAUACGAAACCAUCAAAAGACGAUCAAGGCAAACCCACGCCAACAGAUGAAUCAAAGCAUACACAACAUAAGACGGUGACGACUUCUAGCGCAUCAGCUGUUAUCCAAACGUCGACAAUGGAUGAUGGCAAAGUUCAUACGUACACGUUGACAUCUUUUGUGCCUUAUACGACCACUGUGCCAGAUGAUGGCGUAAGUUCAGGGAAUAAUAAUAGUAAUGACAAGCAUAGUAGUGCAACCCCUAUCAUUGCUGGCACUGUAGUUACCGCAGUUAUCGCUGCAUCCAUCGUUGGGCUCAUUGUCUUUUGCUGCAUGAAACGUAAACGAAAGCAACGGAUGCGACAAACCAUUACCGAAAGCUCUCUUUUGAAUACGCAUGAUUAUACGCCUACCGCCUCUGGUACUCCCACCUUGGACGCAAGUCCUCGACCUUUGGUUGCACCUCAUCACUCUUACUACAGUGCGGCAGCUUCAGCUCAUAAUCAGCAACCACAAUACGAAAUGGCUUAUGAUAAUAAUGGCUAUGAUGUUUAUAACAAUGGUGGUGGUGGCGGCGCAAUGUUGGUCUCUGACAGGCAUUUACCCAAUCAAGUUGACUAUCACAACAAUGAUUACUAUGGUGGACAUCAUCCAUAUCAACACACACAGCUGCCUCAUCAGCAGCACGUGCCCACUGAUGUGCCACAUACCAAAGAAUAUUAG